This is a messenger RNA of Cynoglossus semilaevis (tongue sole), 5022 nucleotides long. It is a transcript of the gene efr3bb, whose product is annotated as EFR3 homolog Bb (S. cerevisiae). The transcript has 23 exons. The coding region runs from base 961 to 3489 and encodes 842 amino acids. NCBI's taxonomy places the organism in Eukaryota, Metazoa, Chordata, Actinopteri, Pleuronectiformes, Cynoglossidae. Gene Ontology annotation, cellular component: plasma membrane. The record is from RefSeq and is a predicted model, not a curated record. Gene Ontology annotation, biological process: protein localization to plasma membrane.
AUAUAAUUUUAUAAGCAGUAAUAAUAAAUCCAAUCCCGAUUAUAUAUGUGGCAUUUACCAACAUACUAAAAUGUUCCUUUUCUUUUGCCAAUAGGUUGAGAAAAUUCUGAUUGAUAGUAAAAACUGGAAGGUUUGUAGCAAAGCUUAAAACAUUUUUUUUGUAGUAGCAGUAGUAGCCUGUCUGUACUAAAAUUUAGUUAGAUUGGUUUAUAUUUCCAAAAAGUUUUGCAGUGUUGAGUAGAAUUCUAUUGAUCACACAGUAUUGAAUGCUCAGUAACCCUGAUGGCUUUAGAUAAGUGUAUUAAUUGGACAUAAAUAACUCACCCCACAUUUGUCUGUGUCACAAUCCACUGAGUGCUACAGUCCUGGCACCAAAAUCCCACAGAGUGAAUGGUUGUCCCACGGUUUCCCUGCCACUCUCCCUACCCUUUCUCUGUUUCUGCAGGAUAGUAAGCACCAUUGUGUCAGUGAGAUGUUUAUUAAUGAGAGAGGAGGUUGAAGGGAGCAGAGCAGAGCUGCUGUAGAAAUACUUAUCGCUAAUCUCAUUGUUAAUACGGUAAACCUGCUGAUGGACUGAAAGCUUGGAGAAGCUACGUAAGAGUUAGUUUUAGAGCAGAGGAGUUUUUCUUUGCUUUUCACUGGUGUCACAGUUUACUCAGGAGUUGGAACUGGCAGACUUUAAAAACUGGUUUUAUUAGGUGUAAUUGUCCAUGCAAGUUUAUUGUCAACGUUGUUUUAUUUAUUGGCUUGGUUGUGAGUGUUCCAUUUUGCAUUUAGAUGACUUCUAAUUCUUAAAACGCUUAACCGUAGGUGUUUUUUUGCCAAUUUUUAUGGUUGAAAUACUUUAAAAACUAAAUUUUUACAGCUAUUAUUUAGAUUUGCUUUUCUUUCUGUAAAAGAGCAGUGUGUGUCUGAGUGUGCGUACUUGCCUGUGAGUCUUUGAGUCUGUGUUUGGCUGCCAUGCCAUUGCCUGCGCCUGAUGUUGCUGCCUCUCAGAGGCUGGCACUGGACUGUCGCAGCCUUCUGGAUCAUCGGGUUGGCAAGGGGGUUUGUGGCUGUUGUGGAGCACUCAGGCCUCGGUACAAGCGACUGGUCGACAACAUCUUCCCAGAAGACCCAGAGGAUGGACUGGUGAAAGCCAACAUGGAGAAGCUGACGUUCUACGCUCUGUCAGCUCCAGAGAAGCUGGACCGUAUCGGAGCUUACCUGUCAGAGAGAUUGUCAAGGGAUGUGGCCCGACACAGAUACGGCUAUGUGUGCAUUGCCAUGGAAGCCCUGGACCAGCUUCUGAUGGCCUGCCACUGUCAGAGCAUCAACCUGUUUGUGGAGAGUUUCCUGAAGAUGGUGCGAAAGCUGCUGGAGUCAGACAAACCCAGUCUGCAGAUCCUAGGAACCAACUCGUUUGUAAAGUUUGCCAACAUAGAGGAGGACACGCCGUCGUACCACCGCAGCUAUGACUUCUUUGUGUCACGCUUCAGUGAGAUGUGCCACUCUGGCUUUGAGGACCCCGACAUCCGCACCAAGAUACGCAUGGCUGGUAUCAACGGUCUGCAGGGUGUGGUGAGGAAGACGGUGAAUGAUGAGCUGCAGGCCAACAUCUGGGACCCUCAGCAUAUGGACAAGAUCGUCCCCUCUCUGCUCUUUAACCUGCAGAGUGGAGAACGUACAGAGAGCCGCUCCCCGUCGCCACUGCAGGCAUCAGAGAAGGAAAAGGAAAGCCCGGUGGAGUUGACCGAGCGCUGCUUCAGGGAGCUGCUGGGACGAGCUGCCUAUGGCAACAUCAAGAACGCCAUCACGCCCGUGCUGAUGCACUUGGACAACCACUCUCUAUGGGAGGGGAAGACAUUUGCUGUGCGCUGCUUCAAAAUCAUCAUGUACUCCAUCCAGUCUCAACACUCUCACCUGGUCAUGCAGCAGCUUCUGGGUCACCUGGAUGCUAACAGUAAAAACUCAGCCACAGUUCGAGCUGGAAUAGUGGAGGUGUUACUGGAGGCAGCUGCCAUAGCAGCCAGUGGCUCUGUUGGUCCCACAGUUUUGGAGGUCUUCAACACCCUGCUGCGACAGCUACGUCUGAGCGUUGAUUACGAGUUGACCGGCUCGUACGAUGGAAGCACCAACAUCGGCACUAAGAUCAUCAAAGCUCACGAGGAGCGGCAGCUGCAGGAGGCUGUCAUCAGGACCAUUGGUUCAUUUGCAAACACUCUGCCAACAUACCAGAGGUCAGAGGUCAUGCUCUUUAUUAUGGGCAAGAUCCCUGUGCCUGGAGUUCAUCUGGUGCUGCCGUCCACAGGCUCAGGGCCAGAGGGCACUAGGAUGAUUCAGGUCAUGUUGCUAAAGUCUUUGGUCCAGGUGACAGCAGGUUUCCAGACCACCAACAUGUUGACCGCACUGCCCAGCUCCUUCCUGGAGCCACUCCUGUCCUUCUCUCUUACUGAGGACCCAGAGAUUCGACUGCUGGUUCUCCAGAUCCUCCUCAGCCUCAUUGACCGACACGACAACAGACCCAAGUUCCAGAACAUGAGCAUCUCGGACAUCUCUGCAUUAAAGCUGAAAGUUGACAAGUGCUCAAGACAAGACAACUUGUUUAUGAAAAAGCACGGUCAGCAGCUGUACCGUCACAUCUACCUUGGCUGUAAGGAGCCGAACAGCGGUCGGCAACACUACGAGACUCUUUUUGCUCUGCUGGGUCUUCUGAGUGUGGAACUGGCAAACGAGGAGGUGGUGGUGGACCUGAUCCGCCUCACACUGGCACUGCAGGACCUGGCCCUGUCGCCUGACGAGUCUCUGCCUGUCUAUAACCGAUGUGCUAUUCAUGCCCUGGCUGCCGCCUACCUCAACCUCAUCUGCCAGCUCACCACUGUCCCAGCCUUCUGCCAGCACGUACACGAGGUAAUUGAGGUCAGGCAGAAAGAAAGCCACUACCUUUUACCUGAGGACAUCUUUAUUGACAACCCCAAGUUACCGUCCUCGGUGGACAAGAUCGACGGGGGAGUUUUAUUCCUUCAGUCAAAGAUCACAGAAGUACUGGGCGGCAGUGGAUACAACACUGAGAGACUGGCAACACCUUAUGUCCCACAGUACACUGAUGAAGAUCGUCUGUCCAAGAGGAAGAGCAUCGGUGAAACCAUCUCACUGCAGGUGGAGAUGGAGUCCAGGAACAGUCCAGAAAAAGAAGAGAGGACACCAGCAGAGGAGAUCACAUUUGAAACUUUAAAAAAUGCCAUUGUAGACAGUGUUGGUAUGGAGGAGCUGGAGAGAGAGCGGAGGAGACAAGUGGUGGAGAAGUUUCAGAAGGCUCCCUUUGAGGAAAUAGCUGCUCACUGUGGUGCCAGGGCCACACAACUGCAGAGUAAACUGAAUCAGAUCUUUGAGAUUACAAUCAGACCUCCGCCCAGCCCGUCUGGAACCAUUUCAUCAGGUUACGGCCAAACUCAGAACCGUUCCGUGCCGAUCUACGAGAUGAAAUUUCCCGACCUUUGCGUCUACUAAACCACAAAGACGAACUUAGCGUUUGGUUUUUUUUUUUUUUUUUUCUUGCCAACCAAUCUUCACUGUAAAACAAGGGUCUCAAGCUCAUACUGACCAGGGGUCACUUCUGUCACUAACUUGAAUCAGUGCCUCCUUUAGGGUCAAGUCCUUCGUGUCCAUGCAACAUUUCUGAAAGUUAACUUUCUUUGUCAAAAAUGUUUCUGACUCUUUUAUUAUCAGAUUGUCUCAUGUUAGUCAUUGGGUAACAACACACUCUCUGUUCGUUUAUUUUAUUUAUUUUUUUAUCUGUGUGUGUAACGUUAUUCAUUAUAUCUGGGGAAACAAGCAGGGCUCCACAGCUCUUUCUGUGCAUCAUGACUGCUGAUGCCGAGGGUUUAUGGUCACAUUACUUUCUGAGUUGAAAUGAAGUUGCUGCGCCCCCUACAGUAGCUCGAAAGCAGAUAAAACAUUCUAGGGUCAUGUGAGUUUAUUAUUUGCCUAUCACAUUUGUAUCAUCCUAUUGGGGUUGAGGGAAGCACCAAGGGGAAAAACAGGACCCAGAAGUGACCCGCGGGCCAAGAGUUUGAGACCCUAGUACUGUAAAAUAAUUGAGCUUAGAUUUGUUAAGCAUCUACAGCUUAACUCAGCCAUAAGAAAUGAUUCAGUGAUUGCAGCCAAACACAUAACCACCACGGUCCUUUCAGAUUAACAUGGACAACACUGACCUUGUCAAGAACAGGAAAACGUUGCAUGCUCUGAAUCUGGACCUUAUGAAAACACUGCUAACCAGGCUGCCAUUGAACCUUUUGUUAACCAGAUGAGCUUGACCAAUCAUUCCUUCAUCACUAUAUUUUAUCAUUUGGGAGGUGGGGGUGUGUUUAGACCAAGAAGAGAGUAUUUGAAUGAGAUGCUUGACAGUGUACACUUUUUAAAAAUCUUCCUGUAUUUUCCUAAUUACUGUUACAUGUCAUUUAAAGUGUCUAACCCUUUUUUUUAACAUGUUUUAGAUUUUAAUUUUUGCCUUUUUUUAACCCUUUGCUUGAGUGAAUUUGUAUAAAGCUGCGAGCAUUUAUUUCUUUACAUAUAGUUGGUGUGUUUUUAGCCUUUAGUUAUGUUAAUGACAGCGUUACUGCUUAUCCCAAAGUGUGUGUGUGCCUUACAGACUCCAGUUCAAGGACACACAAAAAUGCACAAUGCGCCACAGAGGAUCUAAAAUAUAUAUAUAUAUAUAUAAACCAGAUCAAACACUAAAAAUAUUACUGAUCGUCCUGUAUUUUUCCUCCCUCCUCCUCAUAUAUAUGUGUACAUACAGAGAACUAUAUAAAUCUUUAAGCUGAUGUACAGAGUAAGGCUAUUCUCACGCGUGUGUGUGUAUAUACAGUAUAUAUUGUAUAUUAAUUCUAACUUUAGACUGCCACUGCACUGAUAAGUGUCCAGGGAUGAGGGAGAAUAAGCGACUUAGUUUGUAUCCAGACACAUUUUUGGCUUCAGUCCUGAGGUUUGUGAACGAGCCCGCAGUAGAAUCCUCCAUCGUCUUCAAGGUGAAAAAAGAAA